Messenger RNA from Ruditapes philippinarum (Manila clam), 4049 nucleotides. RefSeq lists its product as uncharacterized. Gene Ontology annotation, molecular function: protein binding. Lineage: Eukaryota; Metazoa; Mollusca; Bivalvia; Venerida; Veneridae. The record is from RefSeq and is a predicted model, not a curated record. The transcript is spliced from 9 exons. Bases 554 to 2551 code for a protein of 665 amino acids.
GUUCCUUUAAUUGACCUUUAAUUGAUUUUUCAACAGUUACACGCCUACACUUUAUUUACUUUGACAGAUAUCGUUACAAUUAUUAACUACCGGCGUACUUCAUGACGUAAAUAAGGUUUAACGAAUUUUAGUCACUAUAAAUUCGGUACUACAAAGAAUGUGUAUGCAUGAUUGCGCGUCUCUAAAAUAACAUUGAUUAACAUAAAGUCUAUACAUUUGUUUAUAUGCACUUAUUGUUAAAAGAAAACGUAGAAACUAACACAUGUUGAUGUACGUUUUUUAAAACAGACAACUGCAUCAUCAUAAAAUUGUUUCGUUGGCAUGGUGCGAAAUGGACGUACAACUCCUGUGUUUAUGAAACAGUGACAUAGUAUAUGUCCUCUUUUUAUGCUAAAAGUUGGGAUUCCAUAAAUACGAUCAAUAUUUUGACAAGACACUGACUAGACUGUAUGAUUGAAUGGUACUUAAUUUAAAAAUAAAAAUUAAUUCGUUUGGAAAUAUGUCAAAAAUUUGUGAUAAUUUCAUAUAAACGAGUUGUUGUGAGUGCAAAAAUAUGAUUGUGUACGCAUUCGUACUAUUAUCACUGAUCAGUGGUACAGUAAUUGCGAUAACACAACCAUGUAACGAGACAUACGUUGCCGAGAAUGGCCACCAGUGUCUCCCAUGUGAUGCGGGACAUCAUAAAGUGUCUGACUGUAUUACCGAUGGCACACAGUCUGAAUGUACCAGUUGUAUGAGUGGGACGUUUAUGCCAAGUUGUGACACUGCUCCGAAGUGUAUAACCUGUAGGUUGGAUUGUCCUGAUAAAAGGCAGGUCAAAGUGAAGACUUGCACGGACGUAAGUGAUAUAGAAUGCCAGUGUGAAAUAGGAUACUUUUGGAAACCUAGUGUUAUUGGUCCAAAUCACGGAGAAUGCAGGCCGCAUCAAAAGUGCAAAGAAGGCCAUGGAGUUGUAGCAAAGGGUACACCAUACGCCGAUACCAAGUGUUUGCCAUGUGAAAAUGGAUUUACUUACUCUAACAGUUCGUCCUUUGAUUCCUGCAAACCGUGCUUGUCUUGCAACACCUUUAUAGAGACACAAUGCACAGCUUUUAAUAAUACUGUUUGCAGAGAACAGCAGCCCAAACCACAAAACGAGAAGUCUUCCGAUGGUCUAGAACCCGGUGUUAUUGUGGGAAUAGUAGUUGCGGUAGUUAUCGUAACAUUAGCAAUGCUAGCUGUUCCCAUAUGUAUUCGUGUUAGAAGGUACAGGAACAACUUGGAAAAUGAAAAGACAGGAAAUGUUGAGCAGGGACUUGGCAAUGACUUUAGUCAGACUCAUGUUGAUACAAAUAACACCGGACCUGGUCGUAGUUUUAGUCUCUCUCGUGAUACAACAACAAAUCACAAUACAAAUGGCGAGAAAGCAUCUGGUGAAAGACAAAACGAUCCAGCUAAAAAUGGCACCGAUUCAUUCAUUAUAAACCAAGCAUUCGAUUCAGACUCAGAAGAUAAUUUGGAAAUGGAAAAAAGUAAAGGCCAAGAUGAAGUCAUAUUUCAACUGAAAACAGAAAAUUCUUCGUCAAAACAAUCAAAGUCAAGCUGUGCAUAUACCAAAGAGAUAAAGAGAACUUUAGAACAUAAAAAUGAUGAAAAUCCUGACGAAUUGUCUUCCAAUCAAAGUGAUUGUUGUUCCAUUCAUUCAAAAGAACCAUGUCGAAACAAAGGAAUGCAAGUGAGUAAUUCCGAAAAAGACUCAGAUGAUAAAAACAGUUUAUCUAAUGACACCGAUUUAUCAAUUGAUGCUUCCGCACUGGCACCUCGCACUCUGCCACCAGAAGAAGAUGAAGAAAGAUACAGUAAUCAACCGGAAGAAGCUGGAUUUGAUGGCAUGGAAAGAUGUGGUGAUGGACCUGUGAACUCUUUGGAACAGGACAGGGAAGGUGUGCAAUGUCAAAGAACUUCAAUCGAGAACGAUUCAGUUGACAGAAAAAGAGACGUCAAAGAUCCCGUUGACUUGCCUGAUAUUGUAACUGCUGCAACAGAAACAAAUAGAAGUGAAGAGAGUCGCAAGUCAACAUUCUGGUUUGAAGUUUUUGAUUUCUUGCAACGUAAGAUGCUCUUUAAGGAUUUUAUAAUGUUCGCUAGGAGACUUGCACAUAAUACAAAUAAAGAGUUCUCUGAGACAAUUGACGUGGUGAUAGAAAACUCUGGAGAAGGCAACGAAGGAAAAUAUCAAAUAUUGAAAAGAUGGCGAGAGGCCACCCCAAACGCUCAGCUGAAAGAUGUGAUAGGCGCAAUGAAACAUUACAAUCUGAAUGCUUUAUGUGCUGACCUUAUAGAUAAGUUAAAAGAUAAAAAUCUAUUGGACGCUGAUACUGAUGGCGGUUUUCUUGAUACAGUGACUGCACAAAGUGGAAAUGACAAUUCACUAUAUCCAGGAAAUGAUCUGUCCGUUCAAGAUGCUGAUAUUUACAUAGAAGAAAAUGAUCUAGCGUACGUUGGACAUGUCGAAAUGGAAGAUCUUAAAUCUUUCAAAUAUGAAGAUGAUGAUGCUGGGUGUAUAAGUUAACGAAUGACAUAUAAAUAUUAGUUUACAAAAAUAUAGACAAUUCAUUUAUAAGACAAUGACUAAGAUAUCGUCACAUAAGUGCGGUAACGGGUUUACUCCUUCAAUUAUUCAUAGGAGUUAACCUAUUACUGUACUAAGGUGACGAUACAAUACAUGCUAUUUUGGCUUGCGCUUACCAUUAAACCGAGCCUGCAACAUUUUCAAUUUUACCGUGUUAGACUUUCUUAAGUGACUGUAUAUUUCAUUAUAAGAAUAGGUGCAAGGAAUGACGUUGGUAGAUUAUUUUACAAGAGGCAUUGUCUGGAUUUAAGUUCAACCAUAAACCCUAAAGCUCUUAAAUAAAUUUGUUUCCGUUUUUGGAUCAGUCUUUACUGCUGGAAAAGGCUGAUCACUUACCAAACAGGGUAAAGGUUAAAUAACUAUAAAAUGCUAAUAUAAAUCCACUGCGUAAUUUGGGCAUACUUGUUUUACAAUUAAUUUAAACACUGUACACUAUUACAUUGUUAGUUAUUUAGUUACUACAAUAAACUUUAUACUAUAUGUAUAUUAAGUUAUAAAUAAUUAAGUUAUUAAGUUAUAACAAUGAAUAUCAAUAUUUUUUAUCUUUCAUUGUUAAUUUAGUAAUGCCACGUUUUACAUAACAUAGUUUAUAGUCAUACAGUAUCCAAAUAUUGCUGCGUUUAUAACGUUCAUGUAAUACUUAAAGGAUAUUGAAUGAGUAUAAGUUCAAUACUGAUUUUAUUGAACGAGUUUAAUAAAAUUAUAUCAUGCGAGCCUCUGGCGAGCACAAUAUCAUUUUAUUCAACAAAUGUCAUAAUAUGUAUUAAUAGUGUCAUAAUAUGUUUUAAUUGCUAUUGUAUGUAUAAAUUAUUUUAGAAUUUAGUGAAAUAAUAUAUUUCUGAUACAGUAUAACUGUAUUUUUUGUUCUAAUUAGUGUUGUAUAAAUACUUUUGUAUAUUGUUGUUUUUAUGAAUAAUUAUUUUUACAUGUUAUAUUUCAUUAAGUUUAGGAACAUGUAUUUCUAGAUUAUGACAUAUAUGUAAAUUGUAUGUAUACAUGCAUGAAUAUAUGAAAUAAAUACCGUAAGGCAUGUUUUCAUCCGUUUACUAAUAUCUUGCCUUAUUUUACUUAGUUAAUGAUUUUGCCAUUCUAUAUUAUGCAUAUAAGUAUUUUGACAUAGAGUUUGUAAUUUGAUUUAUAUACUAAUGCCAUUGUCUAACACACAGGAGAAGUGAAAUAUAUUUUGCCAUUGUUCAUUUAUGUUUUCAUGUUGAAUCAUUUUGUAAUCGUGAACUGUACACAAUGUAUUUUGAAAUUUUAAAAGGUUUUGAAAAUGUUUUUUAAAGUAAAACAUUAUAAAGUGAACAUUAAAAAUGAUUUUCACAUUGCAAACGGCACUUACACUCCACGAUAUUCUUUUAAAAGACAAAUAUAAACUGUGUUAUGCUAGUUUUAUGCAUUAAUAUUGCAAAAAUAUGAAUUAAUAUUGUCAUAAUAU